Lagopus leucura (white-tailed ptarmigan) is the source of this 1198-nucleotide messenger RNA. It is a transcript of the gene CA12, whose product is annotated as carbonic anhydrase 12. NCBI's taxonomy places the organism in Eukaryota, Metazoa, Chordata, Aves, Galliformes, Phasianidae. Gene Ontology annotation, cellular component: plasma membrane. The transcript is spliced from 10 exons. The record is from RefSeq and is a predicted model, not a curated record. Gene Ontology annotation, molecular function: zinc ion binding; carbonate dehydratase activity. The coding region runs from base 1 to 1044 and encodes 347 amino acids.
AUGUCAGUCAAGAGCUGCAAUAGAGCCACGGUCACUACUGUGCUCGUGUUCUUCCUAAAGAUACAACUCUCAGUACCAGCGUCACUGAAUGGGUCAAAAUGGUCCUAUAUUGGUCCUGAUGGAGAGAACACCUGGCCGAAGAAAUAUCCAUUUUGUGGAGGAGUAUUUCAAUCACCAAUAGAUUUUCACAAAGAUAUUCUCCAAUAUGAUUCUAAUCUCUCACCUUUAGAAUUCAUAGGCUAUAAUGUGUCUUCCACUGACCAGUUCACACUGACUAAUAAUGGGCACUCAGUGAAAAUGCAUCUGUCACCCACCAUGCACAUCAGAAACCUCCCUUUUGAAUACACUGCAUCUCAACUUCACCUGCACUGGGGAAACAGAAACAAGUCGGAAGGCUCAGAGCACACAGUCAGCGGGAAGCACUUUGCAGCAGAGGUGCAUAUUGUACAUUAUAACUCUGAGAAAUAUCCAGAUAUAACAGCAGCAAUGGACAAAGCAAAUGGACUGGCAGUUUUGGCUAUUCUUCUUGAGAUUGGACCCUUCAACCCAUCGUAUGAAAAGAUCUUCAGGCACUUCCGGAAUGUGAAAUAUAAGGAUCAGAUGGUCCAUGUCCCUGGUUUCAACGUUCAGGAAUUGCUUCCUGACAGACCAGCUGAGUAUUAUCGCUAUGAAGGAUCCCUGACAACUCCUCCUUGCUACCCCAGCGUUCUCUGGACAGUCUUCCGGCACCCCGUUAAAAUUUCACAAGAGCAGCUGCUGGCACUGGAAACAGCCAUGUACUGCACAGAGAGUGAUGACCCAGAACCCCUGGAAAUGGUCAAUAACUUCCGAAACGUUCAGGAGUUUCGUGAAAGACUUGUUUUUAUCUCCUUCCGUGAAGGUGUUCUUGUUUCUGUUGUGAUAGCCUGCAUUAUGGGAGUUCUCAUCUUCCUUCUAGUAGCUUGUUGCCUAUGCAGGAGGAAAAGCUGCAAAAAAGAAGAGAACCGAGAGGUCACCUACACACAAGGCAGGCACCAGAAGGAAGAAGCUAUUUCCAAACUAUGAUGCUGUGCUCUGUCUCAGAUGCCCCGCUUCUUUCAUAGCACUGACUGAUUCUGCACUAGUGGAACAUGAUGCGUUCUCUUGUGGAGUGGAUUCCCUUGCUCUUGGCUAACGAUAAGCUCAGAGUAUUCUACAAAUGUACCAGCCCAAACUUCUA